AUGGCGACUGCGGACGAGGCUUCCUCUUUCGCCGGGGCCGACACCUCGGAAGAUGAGGCCGUUAUUGAGUCUUUGGUUGCCGGUCGGCAAAAAAGAAGCACAGCCGGGCGAAACAUGUCGUCGCUGCUGGACGCCGCUGCGGAUGAUGACCUCACUCUGCUGUUUGCCGAAGACGAAAAUGACGACGAAUUUGACGAGGACGAAGGAGCCGAUGGUGAUGUCGACGACAUGCGCCUGGACUCGUCAUCUGAAGACGAAGAUGAUCAAGGGCCCAAUGCGGCCGAUGACGAUUUGGAAGGCGAAAGAGAGCUGGAGAAACAAGCCAGAGCGGACCGGAAAAAGCGCAAAGCUCAGGAGUCACUGCGGCUUACAGCUCUGCGGAAAAAAGUCAAGAUCGACUCUCCUAUGGUGGCGACGACUACGACUACGACGGAAACCACACCGCGCCCGAAGAAAAAGUCUGAUCGAGUGUCAUGGCUACCAACGCCCGAAGAGGGACCAGUUCGGUCGUCUUCGCGUCGCCAAACCAUGCAGAACAAGGAGCUCACGCACGCCAGGCUGAAGGACAGCGAGCAAAGGCGGAUCAAGCUUAUUGCAACCAUGGAGCAGGCAGCCAAAAGGAAGCAAAGAAUGAAACCUAAAGUGAUGACUCAGGAAGAACGGCUGGCGGAAGCAGCGAAGAUCGAGCGAUUAAAUAGUAAAAGUCUGAACCGAUGGGAGGAAAUGGAGAAACGAAAGGCCGAGGAGCGCAAGGCUAAGCUUGAGGCGUUGCAGAAUCGCCGGCUUGAGGGGCCUGUUAUGUCUUGGUGGAGUGGGAUUGCGAAGUGGGUUAAUGGGAAGUUGGUGCGCGUGGGCAAUGUCGAGGUCAAGCCAAAGAUCGAAAAGGAGGAAGCAGAACGUAAGAAGAAAACGGCGGCGAAAGAUUCGGCCGCUCAAGAAACACCAAAAAUAAUAGAGACCAAGGCCGCCGAGGUUCCUGCUAUGACAAGCAAUGAUGCUUCUAUACCCUCUCCUGGAGUAUUACCAGCCCCAGAAUCUGCGGUUCCUACGAUUGGCAGCGUGGAGAAUGUGGCGAGGCAAGAUGAUACCGUGCCAACCCCAGCGCUAGAAAAUGAGAAGGCGACGAGCUCACUGGGAUUUCUCGACGGCAUUCACGAGUAUGCGUCUCUCCCUACAAUACCUGCACCCGAGACAGCGGAAGUAGAGGUGAAAGUUCCUACAUCAGGGAACUCGAAACCGGAAACAGCAGAUGACGCUGGGAAACAGCCGGCUGAGGAUGAGGAUGGUGGAACCAAGACCACUUCACAUGAUAAGCUGCCAGUCGACGCGCCCAGUGGAGAUGGAAAAACAGAAGAUGUUCAGGUUGAUGAUACUCCAGCAGGAGCACAGCCCGUCGCAAGUACGAAAAGUGUAUCGGGAGAGAAACUUCAGUCAGAGUCUAAAGUGGCCGAUGGAGAAGCCGGCCAAACGCAGGCAUCGCAAGAUGUGUCUCCAGAAGCUGUGUCAAACGAAGCUAGUGCGGAGACGAAGCAGGCGGAAACCGAGGCAGCAGUAAGAAAAACUACAGAGAAUCCAAGUGGUGCUGACGGCUCGGAAAAUAUCGAGUCAAAAACAGCUCCUGCUGUACCCGCCACUGAAGAAGAAGAAGAAGAAGAAGAAGCCAAACAAACCGAGACACCCGUGCAAGCUGCUGUCACGGAAACGUCAGAGAUGGACAUUGACAAGCCUGUGUCGGUUGCUGAGCCGUCAGCAGCAGGUGAAGCCGAAGCGUCGGCGCCAGAAGCAGCAAAACCCGAGAAAAUAGAGCAGACAGGGCGAAACCUUCUCGUGCUAGAGAACUUUGACAAUUCAACGAUGCAAAGUCGCGAAUACAGCAUCUACUUUAAUUCAAAGAAACCGCCACGUCUAACGAAAAUAUCAUCCCACCUCUGCCCCAUAACAUCGCAGCUAUCUCGGUACCGCGAUCCCGACACAGGGUUGCCGUAUGCGAACAUGGUUGGGUAUCGCGAAAUCCGCAACCUGACAGAGCAAAAAUACACGUGGAGCGGGAUGCUGGGGUGUUACGUGGGCAAUGCAAGUGUGGCGGCAAAGGGGGUGCCCGAGCAAUUUCUUACUGGAGUGAAGCCAUCGCCUCCCAUCUCUGACGACAAGGCCAAGGGAAAGCCGAAGGAGAAGGAGACGGAGAAGGAGACGGGUGAAGGAAGCAUGGAGGUGGGCGCGUGA
This is a messenger RNA of Talaromyces atroroseus, 2223 nucleotides long. RefSeq lists its product as hypothetical. Gene Ontology annotation, cellular component: nucleus. The transcript is spliced from 2 exons. Lineage: Eukaryota; Fungi; Ascomycota; Eurotiomycetes; Eurotiales; Trichocomaceae. Gene Ontology annotation, molecular function: ATP-dependent H2AZ histone chaperone activity. The record is from RefSeq and is a predicted model, not a curated record. The coding region runs from base 1 to 2223 and encodes 740 amino acids. Gene Ontology annotation, biological process: regulation of DNA-templated transcription; chromatin remodeling.